This is a messenger RNA of Penaeus vannamei (Pacific white shrimp), 625 nucleotides long. NCBI's taxonomy places the organism in Eukaryota, Metazoa, Arthropoda, Malacostraca, Decapoda, Penaeidae. The record is from RefSeq and is a predicted model, not a curated record.
AUGAUGGAAGCUGGUCGUCGUGGCCCUGAUCGCCCUCGCGUCCGUGGCCCUCGCGAUGCCAGGCUACGGAGGCUACAGGCCGUCUUACCACGGCUCUUCCCACGGCUUCCACGGCUCGUCCCAUGGCUCCUUCGGCUCUCACGGCUCCUUCGGCUCCCACGGCUCCUUCGGCUCCCACGGCUCCUACCACCGACCCUCCUCCGGAUACUACAGGCCCCACGGACACCGCUGGUGAGGAAUCGGAGGCGCGGCCGAGGCUUCGGGAGGCGCUGGCGAUUCCCAGGAGGCGAGCCGAGACGACCUGCUGAAGGGGGACGAGUGAGCGCCCAAGAAGAAUCGCGAAGGAAUCCGUUAGGUUUUUGUAUAUAUUUAUUCUUAUGUUGCGGGGGAUAUGCCGCUGCUGCCAAGAGAUCUUUCGUUUGUUUGAUUGUUUGUUUCUGUAAUUGUGAAAAGAGGUGUGAAAAAAUGAGUGAUGGAGACAUAUCAAGGCGUUGGCGAUAUUUGUUGUUGCUGGGAUGUUAUCAGUUUUUUGUGUUCAGUAGACUGUAUGUCUCUUAAAACAAGUGCGAAUUAAUUUGUUAAGCGAAAAAUAAAAAUGCGAAAUUAAUAAAGUGAUAAAAAAAUA